Ogataea parapolymorpha DL-1 is the source of this 888-nucleotide messenger RNA. RefSeq names its product Monothiol glutaredoxin-6. NCBI's taxonomy places the organism in Eukaryota, Fungi, Ascomycota, Pichiomycetes, Pichiales, Pichiaceae. Gene Ontology annotation, molecular function: glutathione disulfide oxidoreductase activity. Bases 1 to 888 code for a protein of 295 amino acids. Gene Ontology annotation, cellular component: Golgi lumen; cis-Golgi network; cytoplasm. The record is from RefSeq and is a predicted model, not a curated record. The transcript has a single exon. Gene Ontology annotation, biological process: cellular response to oxidative stress.
AUGAUCAAUGCACGCAAGCAGAGAGUGCUGGCUAUUGCUGCACUGUGCUUUCUGAUCAUUCUGUUUGUGUCCGUGACCAAUACCGGCGAUAAGAAGCCGCAACUGCUUGCUGGGGAACGAUCCUAUUCUCCCACCCCGGGCAACAAUAAGCUGGCCCAGGCUGGAGGAAACGUGAACCAGCUUGUCAAGGACAAGUCGGGGGUGAUUGACGAGUCGAAAGUGAAGCAGGCAGAGGAGUUUUCCAGCGUCAAGCCUCCUGUGAAGGCUCCUAGUGGCGACUCGUCGCAGAAGAAGAUCACAGCAGACACGUCGAAGAAAGCCGGAUCGGCAAAGGAAAAUCUGGCCAUAAAAGAUCAAAAAGGUCCGGCAGACACGAAGGAACAGAAGUUGGCCGACUCAAAAGAUUCACUUGGAAACAGUGUCGCCAAAGAUGAAACCAAAGCCGACAUCCAGCGUUCAAACGUAGACUCUAAGAAAUUGGCUGAUUCGGACGUCAAGAAGGUGGCGGACCACGAGGAUAGCGCCGGGUUUGACGCAGCCAAGGAGUUCAAGGAGAUUCUCAGUCUUUCUCCUGUGGCUAUCUUCUCCAAAUCUUACUGUCCAUACUCUAAGAAACUCAAGGAUUUGUUGCAAACGAGCUACGACAUCACUCCUCAGCCCACAGUUGUUGAGCUGGAUCUCCACAAACACGGCAAAGAGCUCCAGGACUAUAUUGCCUCGGUGUCAGGCAGAAGAACUGUGCCGAACCUGUUUGUUAACGGCGUCAGCCGCGGUGGCUCGGAUGAAAUGAGCGCUUUGCAUGCCGACAACAAGCUUCUUGACCAGCUCACUGCGUGGGGAGGUCCAAAGGUUAAGGUGGAAAAGAUCAAUAAGCCUUCGAACUCGUAA